AUGGCCGACAACUCAAACCCCGGAAACUUCGCCAAUCGCUCUAAGGAGGAAGUGCAAAAUAUUGCCAGCCAGGGAGGCCAAUCUAGCCACAGGAGCGGAUUUGCCAGCAUGAACUCAGACAAGCAGAGAGACAUCGCCUCCCAGGGUGGUAAAGCCUCUAGCGGCAGUUUCGAACCCGGAGACCCUAGAGCUCGAGAGGCGGGAAAGAAAGGCGGUUCGGUUCGCGAUGCACCGGAAGAGUAA
Messenger RNA from Aspergillus melleus, 243 nucleotides. RefSeq names its product conidiation-specific expression protein. Lineage: Eukaryota; Fungi; Ascomycota; Eurotiomycetes; Eurotiales; Aspergillaceae. The coding region runs from base 1 to 243 and encodes 80 amino acids. The record is from RefSeq and is a predicted model, not a curated record. The transcript is spliced from 2 exons.